Molecule: messenger RNA, 1305 nt
Organism: Tripterygium wilfordii
Lineage: Eukaryota; Viridiplantae; Streptophyta; Magnoliopsida; Celastrales; Celastraceae
Exons: 7
Coding region: 1-1191 (396 amino acids)
Source: RefSeq, a predicted model, not a curated record
AUGAACAGUGGAGCUGGUGCAAAUGAUCAGGCUACAAAAGCUCUUUCAGAAAUUGAUCAGAAGUUGAAUCUUCUCAACAAACCUGGAAUCAAGACUAUAAAUAGCGAAGAUGGAGAUAUAAUAGAUUGCGUUGACAUCAAUAAACAACAUGCUCUAGAACAUCCAGCAUUGAAGAACCACCAAAUUCAGUUGAAGCCAAGUAUUAGUUUUCCAGCGGAGGAGAAAAGCACCAAAAAUGAGUCUUCUAGGCCAGUAAUAUUUCAAACUUGGCAAAAAAGUGGUUCCUGUCCAGAAGGAACAAUUCCGAUUCGAAGAACUCGAAGGGAAGACUUACUAAGAGCCGAAUCGCUCGAGCGAUUUGGAAUGAAGAGCCAUGAAGCUUUCACUGGAACAAAGAAAAUGGGUAGCCCAAAUGACAGUUUGCUCGUCACCGCGGCUCGUCGUUCUAGAGCAACCCUUAUCACAUUAGGAUACAAUUACAUUGGAGCUCAAGGAAUUAUUAAUAUAUGGAACCCCCAUGUCCAAUCACCAGGCGAAUAUACUACUGCUCAAAUCUGGAUGAAGGCUGGCCCGGGAGCAAGUUAUGAAAGUGUGGAAGCUGGAUGGAUGGUGCACCCACAGUUAUAUGGUGACGGUCGCUCACGAUUAUUCAUAUCUUGGACGGUCGAUGCAUACGACAAGUCAGGCUGCUUCAACCUUCUGUGUUCAGGGUUUGUGCAGACUAGCUCAAAAUUUGUACUGGGUGCAGCCCUUGAACCUACUAGUUCAUGGAGAACUCAAUACGACUAUCCUAUCGCUAUGAACUUGGAUCCUAAUACAGGCAAUUGGUGGCUGCUAGGUCAAAAUGAAGGGAUUGGAUACUGGCCUGGAACACUCUUUGGUUACUUAAAACACAGUGCAAUAGUAGUUGAAUGGGGAGGACAAGUUUUUAGCCCAAAUGUUCUUAGUACUCCUCACACUAAAACACAAAUGGGAAGUGGAGAUUUUGCAUCAGGUCAUCUAGGUAAUGCAUGUUACAUCAAGGGGGUUAGGAUUAUUGAUUAUUCCAAGUCUCUGAAGUACCCAGAAUGGGUAGGCUCUACGUCCGACGAACCAUACUGUUACUCGGCACAAAAUUUCAGAGAAGGAAUUGUAGGAGAGCCGGUGUUUUUCUUUGGAGGACCUGGGCAAAACUUUCCCUAUUGUAAAUGACAAUAAGAAAAGCUACUGAACUGAAAGGUUUCUCAAAUAAAAUUCACAGGUGUGGCACUGUUCACCCUGUGCAAGACAGAUUACUUACUUUUGGUUGCUUAUUAGCCACUUCUA